AUGUCUAGGGUACUUCUUGGUGGCUCAAUAAGAAGAUGCUUCUUGCAUACGGGCCAGGUUUUGAAGGCUGAGGAGUCUGUUGCGACAGUUUCGAAAUUGUCGAAAGAUCAAUUGAAGAAAAGAGAACUACGUAGAAUGGCCCAACGAAAAGCUGCAGCUAAAAGACCUGCAAGUGAUCAUCCAUUAUAUAUGCCCAUUUCGAAAGCACUGAGAUUCUUACGGGCAGCGGAGGUCGGACAGCCUUCUUCACAACAAACAUUGAAUUUGACAACUUUAAUAGUCGCUGAAAGGGGUGUACCAGCGCUAUCGGGCAGUGUGUCAUUUCCAAGACCAAUUAAAGAAACGAAAAUUGCUGUAUUCAGCGACGAUGAGGGGCAGUUAAAAACUGUUGCCGAGCAGUUCAAUUGCCAUCUCCUUGGUGGGUCGUCCUUAAUUGAAAAGAUUAAGAAUGGGGAUAUUCCAGUUGACUUCGACAAAGCAUUUGCUACUCCAGAAAUUGUGCCUGCCUUAACCUCGCAACUAGCAAGAGUUUUGGGACCUCGUGGUGUUCUGCCUACUGUCAAAAAGGGUACAGUCGCACCAGAUAUUACACCACUGGUAAAACAAAGUUUAGGUUCAAUGCCGUUCAGACAACAAGGAAAUUGCAUCAGUAUUGCAGUAGGCAAAUGCUCGUUCGCAGAUGGACAAAUUCUGGAAAAUAUUAUCGCAACACAAGAGGCAUACAAAGAAGCUUUAGUAAAUCAAAAGUCGAAGAAGUCAAGCAUGCUAGGAAAGACAACCUUGUCAAGUACGCAUGGUCCUGGCAUAGUAAUUGAUUUUGCUUAG
Messenger RNA from Zygotorulaspora mrakii, 825 nucleotides. RefSeq names its product mitochondrial 54S ribosomal protein uL1m (gene MRPL1). Lineage: Eukaryota; Fungi; Ascomycota; Saccharomycetes; Saccharomycetales; Saccharomycetaceae. The record is from RefSeq and is a predicted model, not a curated record. The transcript has a single exon. Gene Ontology annotation, biological process: translation. Gene Ontology annotation, cellular component: large ribosomal subunit. Gene Ontology annotation, molecular function: RNA binding; structural constituent of ribosome. Bases 1 to 825 code for a protein of 274 amino acids.